AUGGGAACAUAUCAAUUGACUCCGGGAUUCUUGCCUGAGGCGGCUAAUGGCACUGCUGAGAGUCAACCAGCUAUGCAAAAUCCGCUUGUCCAGGUUCUCAACGUGAAGGCUGUUGACAACACAUCUGGCAAACGAUACAGGUUGAUUAUAUCUGAUGGACAACACUACAUGCAAGCCAUGUUGGCAACUCAAUUGAACAGUUUGAUGGACGACGGACAAGUGGGAAAGAAUGCUCUUAUUCGUCUGAAACGUUAUUUAUGCAAUCCUGUACCAAACAAGUCAUCAAAGCUUCUCAUCAUUCUGGAAGUCGAAGUCGUCGCUGGAGGUGAUGGUGUGCAGGAACGUAUUGGAAACCCAGUGGCAUUCUUCCCAGAUCAAAAUGAUGGUCCUCAACAAGCUGGCCCCACCGAUAAUAACUAUCAAGUCCAACCAAGUAUGCCUACUAUGGCACCCCAACAACCUCAACAACAAUCAUACAAUCAGUAUGGUAAUCAACAGUAUGGCCAGCCGCAAUACAAUCAAAACCAAUACUCUAUCAAUCAAACCACCGCAAACCGAGGCACGGCAUCUGCAAGCACAGUCCCUGUCAAUCAACCACCUCGCGCCAUGGGUGAUUCAAAUGUACAAAUCUUUCCUAUCAAGUGGACCAUAAGAGUUCGAUGUAUGGGAAAAAGUGAUGUACGACACUUCAAGAAUCAAAAGGGCGAUGGAAGGUUGUUUUCGGUUACAUUCUAUGAUGAAUCGGGUGAGAUACGAGCCACUGGAUUUGGAGAUGCUGUCAACCAAUUUUAUGACAUGCUGCAAGACAAUUCGACAUAUCUAGUUUCUAAAGGCACCAUCAAAGCAGCAAACAAACAAUUCAACAACACUGACAAUGAUUACGAGAUGACUUUGGAUUCUCACACAAUCAUUUCGGUGUCCACUGAUCCAGCUACUGUCCCUCAACUCAAGAUCAAAGCUCAUCCCUUGAGUGAGCUGCUCGCCGUUGAUGCAAACGCCACUAUCGACGUCUUGGGAGUCGUCAAAGACUGCGGUGAUUUGAAUAGCAUCACCACCAAAGCUGGCAGACCCGCUAACAAGCGAGAUUUGAGCAUUGUCGAUACUGGAGGGUAUCAAGUCCGAGCAACACUCUGGGGCAAACAAGCAGAAACAUUUGAUGGGACAGGUCAUCCAGUCAUCGCCAUCAAAGGUGUCAAAGUUGGAGAUUUCCAAGGACGAUCAUUGUCUGCCUUGGGCUCUUCGACUGUGCUUAUCAACCCUGACAUUCCUGAUGCUCAUAGUCUCAGAGGCUGGUUCGACCGUGAUGGAAUGCAGAUGACGUUUCAAUCUUAUACUAGUGGCAUGUCAGGUGGUGGUCCAGGAUCAAUGCCAAAUGUUACAAAAGUCAUUACCGCGAUCCGAGAUGAAAAUUUGGGCAUGGGCGACAAGCCAGAUUAUAUCAACACAAAGGCUACAAUCACUCAUAUCAAACGAGAGAACAUGUCAUAUCCAGCUUGUCCUACAUGCAACAAAAAGAUGGGUGAAGAUGGUGGUGGAUGGAGGUGUGAGAAAUGUGAUAAGGUGCUUCCUCAGCCUACUCAUCGAUAUCUGCUCAAUAUGACUCUCUCUGAUCAUACAGGUGUUGUAUGGGCAACCGCCUUCAAUACCGAAGCUGAAAUGAUUCUCGGAGUGAAGGCGGAUGACCUGGCUCGAUUCAAAGAAGAGGAUGAAGCCCAGUUCAACUCCAUCAUUGAAGAAUCAAUGUUCAAAACUUUUGAUUGGACCUUGAGGUUGAAACAAGAUACCUUCAAUGAUGAGACCAGGGUACGUAUAACUGCACAAAGUGCCAAACCACUGGAUAAUACAGCUCGAAUCGAAGAACUUCGUCUUUUGAUCGCUGAGUAUGGAAGAAUGUAA
This is a messenger RNA of Synchytrium microbalum, 1896 nucleotides long. RefSeq lists its product as uncharacterized. The transcript is spliced from 11 exons. The record is from RefSeq and is a predicted model, not a curated record. Gene Ontology annotation, molecular function: DNA binding. Bases 1 to 1896 code for a protein of 631 amino acids. Gene Ontology annotation, biological process: DNA recombination; DNA repair; DNA replication. Lineage: Eukaryota; Fungi; Chytridiomycota; Chytridiomycetes; Synchytriales; Synchytriaceae. Gene Ontology annotation, cellular component: nucleus.